Tachyglossus aculeatus (Australian echidna) is the source of this 956-nucleotide messenger RNA. RefSeq names its product gem nuclear organelle associated protein 6 (gene GEMIN6). Bases 102 to 605 code for a protein of 167 amino acids. Gene Ontology annotation, cellular component: SMN complex; nucleus. Lineage: Eukaryota; Metazoa; Chordata; Mammalia; Monotremata; Tachyglossidae. The transcript has 3 exons. Gene Ontology annotation, biological process: spliceosomal complex assembly; spliceosomal snRNP assembly. The record is from RefSeq and is a predicted model, not a curated record.
UGGGCCCAGGGCCGGACCUUUCGGGACCUUUCCAUCCGAGGGGCGCCGGCAGGGGAGGCCUCGGAGGAACCGAGACGGGAAAGGCCGGACACGUCCCGACGAUGAGCGAGUGGAUGAGAAAGAGCCCCUUGGAGUGGCAGGCGUUCGUGAACAAAGAAGUCAAAGUCACAGCCAGCGAGAAGAACGAGUUUCAAGGAUGGGUCUUAACCACAGACCCCGUUUCUGCCAACGUCGUCCUCGUGAACUUCCUCGCUGACGGCCGGGCGUCGGUGACCGGGGUCACGGGCCACGCGGUGCGGGCGGUGGAAGUCCUGCGGGAAGGGGACGAGGCCACGCGGGAGCGGCUGCUGGCGCUCUUCGCGCCCAAGGGGAGUCCGGCCUACAGCCCCGGGGACCUGGACAGGCGCAAGAGCCGCCUGAAGACGUGGCUGGAGGAGAACGGCAUUCCCGUCUCCGAAGAAGGGGACCCGCGGGGGAGCCUGCGCGUGGCCGGCCUGCUGACCGUCCACCCGCCCUACGGCCCGGAGGACUGCAGCGGCUCCAACGAGAUCGUCCUGGCCAGGGUGCAGGGCCUCCUCGCGGGCCACGUGCCGGCCGGGCCCUAGCCUGCCCGCCCCGUCCCGGUUUUCCUCCUCGCGGAUCCCGGGUCCCCUCCGCGGAAAACCAACCCCCCGCCGGCCGGGGUCCCCCGGCUGGGGCGUCCGCUCCCCUCCCGGCUCCGUCGGAGGAGCGGGCACGGCUCCUGGGGUGGGAUCGAUCCAUCGAUCGAUCGUAUCUUUUAAUCUUUCUGCAUCUUUUAGACCGGGAGCCCGCCGUCGGGUAGGGACCGUCUCCGUGCGUCGCCAAUCUGUACUUCCCAAGCGCUUGGCACGGCGCUCCGCACACAGGAAGCGCUCGGUAGAUACGAUUGACGAUGACGAUUGGAUUUACCGGGCACGGCCCCUGGGGAGGAAUCG